AUGGCACAUCCUUUGUAUGAAGUCGAAGAGGAGAUACUUAUAAGACUAGAUGUGGAAGAUCUCCUCCGAUGCAAGAGUGUCUGCAAGUCAUGGUCGAGUCCACGUUUCAUUAAAGCCCAUCUCAAUCAUCAAUAUGAUAAUGACCAUGACCAUGACGAUGAAAGAUUUAGACAUCGAAGAAUUACUAUAUCUAAAGAAGCCGAAUACAUUUCAUCGUGGAACUAUGCGAUUGACGACAACUUCUUUGGCCUCAAUGACCGGCAUCUAAUUGGUUCGUCAAAUGGGUUGGUGUGUGUCUCCCCUUCGCCUGCUAAAAUUCUAGUAGUUAAUCCUUCGACUAGAGAGGUACAGAAAGUAACCAAGCACCAAAAUCCUGAAACCGAUUCUCUGUGUUGGGGCUUCGGUUAUGACUCAUCAACAGAUGAUUAUAAACUUGUCUUAGGGUUUAAGAAAGAUGAAAAUCAUACAUGUUUUCAAGUAUUUAGUUUGAGAUCCAAUGCUUGGAAGGUUACCGGGGAAAUUAAUUAUGUUUUUAGUAGCAGAGUCGGUAUCUUAUGCAAAGGGGCCCUUCAUUGGUUGGCAUAUGCAUAUGAUACUUCAUCCGAAAAGAAAAAUGUAAUUCUUUCAUUUCAUUUCUCCGAGGAGAAGUUUCUAGAAGUCCCUAUGCCAGAUGAAGUGAGAUACCACCAGCUAUAUAAUGUUCAACACUCUUCAAUGCGUUUGGGGACUAUGAAUGAGUGUUUAUGUUUAUACCCAAAUGUAUUUAUGCGUAAUGUUUGGGUAAUGAAUAAGGAGCGGUCUUGGGAAAUGUUUGGGUGGGAACGUGCGAUCAAGGAUGAGGCUGUGCACAACAUGAAACUAUUGAAAAAUUACAUUCCAAAUAAGAGGCCCUUGUGUCAUGAAAUAUGGUCUCAUAAUCAUUGGUUGCGCAAAAGUCGGGUGUUCCUCGGAACACCAAUAUACGUGGAGAGUCUUGUGUCUCCCCAUUUUCACAAGAAGUUGCCGAGAAAAAGACGGCCAGGAAUGUGA
Molecule: messenger RNA, 1029 nt
Organism: Helianthus annuus (common sunflower)
Lineage: Eukaryota; Viridiplantae; Streptophyta; Magnoliopsida; Asterales; Asteraceae
Product: F-box/kelch-repeat protein At3g06240-like
Exons: 1
Coding region: 1-1029 (342 amino acids)
Molecular function (GO): protein binding
Source: RefSeq, a predicted model, not a curated record